Messenger RNA from Acanthopagrus latus (yellowfin seabream), 2609 nucleotides. Its product is annotated as ubiquitin-conjugating enzyme E2 G1-like. NCBI's taxonomy places the organism in Eukaryota, Metazoa, Chordata, Actinopteri, Spariformes, Sparidae. The record is from RefSeq and is a predicted model, not a curated record. Gene Ontology annotation, molecular function: ubiquitin conjugating enzyme activity. Gene Ontology annotation, biological process: proteasome-mediated ubiquitin-dependent protein catabolic process; protein polyubiquitination. The transcript has 6 exons. Bases 179 to 688 code for a protein of 169 amino acids.
CCAUACGGUCAGCUGCAGACGCGCAUGCGCAGAGCUAAAGCCAGCAGCUGAACCUUGUGUCAAAACACAGAGGGAAACCAGCAGCAGAGCGCAGAAUAUCACCCUAUAUCUGCUUCAGCGCCUCUUUUUCGGAAAGUAUUUGUCGACACAAAGAGUUUUUCUUUUACGUCCGCGUACCAUGACCGAACAAUCAGCAUUACUUCUUCGAAAACAACUGGCAGAGCUCAAUAAGAACCCCGUCGAGGGCUUUUCAGCUGGUCUGAUAGACGAUGAUGACAUAUAUAAAUGGGAGGUUGUGAUCAUCGGUCCACAAGAUACCCUUUUUGAAGGAGGGUUUUUCAAAGCGUACCUAACCUUUCCUUAUGAUUAUCCACUACGGCCUCCGAAGAUGAAGUUCAUCACUGAAAUCUGGCACCCAAACGUUGCGAAGAAUGGGGAUGUUUGCAUCUCGAUUCUGCACGAGCCCGGAGAAGAUAAGUUUGGUUAUGAAAAGCCAGAGGAGCGCUGGCUUCCCAUCCACACGGUAGAGACAAUCAUGAUUAGUGUUAUCUCCAUGCUGGCAGAUCCCAACAGCGACUCACCGGCUAACGUGGAUGCUGCGAAAGAGUGGAGGGAGGACCCUAACGGUGAAUUCAAGAGGAAGGUGGCUCGCUGUGUAAGAAAAAGUCAAGAGAUGGCAUUUGAUUAGGAGUCAAUUAUAAAUUCCAGGUUAAAGGAAAUGCCUUCAGAGGGAAAAUUUCAGCAAAAGGCUUUUGCACCCCUUGUUUUGCCAGUCAAAGGAAUUGGUUGGCUUCAACCACGUUUCUGUGAGCGGUCGUCAUUUUCCGCAAGAUGAGCCAAUUUGAGAACCCUACCAGCGAAAUUAACCUGUUUCCUACCUGGAAUUGUAUAUUUAAUGUUAUUUAUUUUGAAAAAUUAAUGAUGUAAGAUAUGUCACUACUGUAAAUUAACUUGCUUUUUUAUCUGCUGCUGAACAGUUUCUACUUUAUACCAGGUUUCUUAUGCAAUUUAGUGGUCAAGAUUGUGUAAAACAAAAACAAAAAAAUCCGUUACCAUUAGGUCAUCACUUGUCCUCCCUUCCUGCUGAAUAAUUACCACCAGAUUAAUUAAUGUCGGCCCAACGAAUCUCCGUCAAUAGAUGUGAUUAAUUUCAACACUGUCAUUGAAUCACUGUUGCCUUUUGUUGGCUUCACCUCCUCACAGUGUGCUUGUUGUCCAGAGGGUCAGGUUGAGAAAUUUAAGAAAAGGUUUAGAAAGAGUUUCGUUCAGUCGGUUUGUUUGUUUUUUUUCUGAGAAACAGCCUCCUGUUAGCAUUUUCUUUCUUUUGAGGUGUAAAACUAUGACUCUCAAACCUGCAUGAUCCCCUCAAACAGCUCUGUUAUGUAUUGUUGCUAGCUGUAGAUGUAAAUGGAAUGGCUUUACUCAGUGAUUUGAGAGUCACCGUUUUAAAACAGCACAGCUAAUGGUAAGAGGAGGUUUGUGCCAACUUCACGAGGGUUAGAAUAAACCUCCAAUAUACGCUUAAACAUGUCCCUCGUUAUCGAUGAAGAUUAAUUAUCACUGAGUUCUUUCACACAGUUACUAUAAGUCAUUGACAACCAAAUACAGUCUGUGAAAAUAGCCUAAGCUGUGAUUAUUCCGCAUGUGUGCUGGUUUACUGGCACCCGAGCUUACCUCAGUUAGAAAAGGAUAACAAAUUUGAUGAGGAUUAUGGUUGUUUGAGGUCUUAAUCUCUGAACGUGGGUAAUUCUAGGGGCUCCAUAGUAGAUUUAGGCUCGUCGUUCUCUGUUUGUUGUGGCACAUUUGGCUUUUGAUCGGCGUGCGGGGUAAAUGGUGAUGUGUAAGUCACAAUCACUCGUGGGGGUUUACACUCUGAGGAUUGCCGAGUAAUGCUAUUUAAUCCUAUAAACAUCUUGCGUUGCGAUUGGUGCAUACUUAGAUAAUGAUUAUCACCUUUUACUUAAUCACUGAAUCUGGGUUGUAAUUCUUGAUAGAGACUUGAAGUUAACUCACCACUUAGUAAAUACGUGUUCUGAAGAGGAAUGAACACAAUUCUGCAUCUAGGUUUUAUUUUGAAAGGGUCUACACAACCGUGUUCGGGUGGAGUCUGGAAACCAUUGGCUUUUGCUCACUUUCAUUGAUGGUGUUGCUGACGAUGAAGCCAUGAUGACAUCUAAUUUUGAAUUAUGUUCUACAUCUGAGACUGACAUUGAAAAACUAGCAAACCAUCUUUUUUGGCGCAUGCAAUCAGGUUCGAAGGAGUUAUGAAGGGUAUGUUUAAACAUAAUACCAUUGUUAGUACAUUCUGGGUGAAUGUGAUGUGUACAGUUAGUAGACUUCUGUAGACUUGAUGAUCACAUAACUGCUGUUGACAUUACCUUUUUAAGUCAGAAUUUUCUAACCUACCAUGACCUCCUCUGACCGGUGUUCACUGUAUUUGCACAGAUUCGGUGCGUUUGAAAUGUCAUUAAGCAAUACGCCCUGAAAAUGGUGUGUCCAGGUAAUCCACCCUAACGCCAUUAUUAUUUGUUUCAGGUUUUUUUUUUUCCUCCAUUUUGUGUCAAUGCAAUGUAUAUCGGACAUGAUGCUCAAUAAAGUGUGUAAACAGA